Messenger RNA from Magnolia sinica, 1398 nucleotides. RefSeq lists its product as uncharacterized. Gene Ontology annotation, biological process: DNA topological change. The transcript has 9 exons. The coding region runs from base 1 to 1398 and encodes 465 amino acids. NCBI's taxonomy places the organism in Eukaryota, Viridiplantae, Streptophyta, Magnoliopsida, Magnoliales, Magnoliaceae. Gene Ontology annotation, molecular function: DNA binding; DNA topoisomerase type I (single strand cut, ATP-independent) activity. The record is from RefSeq and is a predicted model, not a curated record.
AUGGGGUUAGGUCCCACAGCUUCCACGUUAUGGGGCACAAGAAAUACCAUUGCAGAACUCAGGAGGGAGACUGAUGAGUUGCGACGACACAUGAAUGAGCGGGUAGAGCAACUAGUGGAGGAGCGGAUAAAAGAACAAAUGGCUAAGCAUCUAGAGCAAAUGGAGCAACGGAUGACAGAGCGAAUAAUGGAGCAGAUGGAGCAACGGAUGACAGAGCGAAUAACAGAGCAGAUAAUGGCACGAAUGAGAGAUACUAUGAACUCAUUGGCUGCAACAGACCAAACUUCGGGCAAUACUGCCUUUGCAUUUGGCAAUAUCUUCAUGCAGUUUAGUGUUUUUUGGUCAUUUGGCAAAGAGCUUGGUGCCCAUGCUUCAUUUUCAGGUAUUGCAGUCUCCAAUAUGGAUGUUCUACUUUUGAUUGCUUUACCUCUUAGAGUUACGGUUAGGAAUUCGGAUAAGAUUCCAGCAAAACAGAGCAAGCCUGCAUUGCAGGUGUUAUCCACUGGCGAUUCACCACUGACUUCCAAAUCUAAAGCGACCUCAGCCCGUGCAUCAAGUGCAGCUAAAUGCAGUAGGCCUGUUGCAUGCAAAGUAAAGACCUGGAGUGGGAAGUUAGGUCCUUUGUUUCCUCCUGAUGGCAAAUCUAUUGUGGUGGUGGAGUCUGUUGCGAAAGCAAGUGUUAUUCAGAAAUACCUUGGAGAUAUAUUUGAAGUCCUUCCUAGUUAUGGCCAUGUGAGGGACUUGGCUGGUAGGUCAGGAUCUAUACGGCCUGAUGAUGAUUUCAGCAUGGUUUGGGAGGUUCCGACUGCUGCCUGGACUCAUCUUAAGAGCAUUAAGGUAGCACUAAAGGGAGCUAAAAAUCUUAUACUUGCAUCUGAUCCUGAUCGUGAAGGAGAGGCAAUUGCUUGGCACAUUUCUGAGAUGUUGCAACAGCAAGAUGCUUUAAAUGAAGGCAUUACCAUAGCAAGGGUCAUCUUUCAUGAAAUAACUGAAUCAUCCAUUAAAAGUUGUGAGAGUCAGCGGUUGUCGAGGUCGAGCUCGCAUCUGGAAUUUGGAGCGUCUGAUGGAAUCGAAGACGAAUACUCUGACGAAUUUACGCUUUUGAGGUUCGAAAAUGAAGGGCAUGAAGAGAGCUACAAAAAGCUCAGGAAUAGGGAGAGGAGACACGAGUAUCAGCACGACUAUGCUGAGGAAUACGGCCCGACAACAGAGCACGGAGAUGUCAUGCUCCAGCAGCGGCUGCUGAUGGUGAACUGGAUAAUCGAGAAACGUGAGUCGCAAUCAACUUCAGGGCGAAUUGGGUGGCCAAUUUGGUGGACAACUAACUGGUCUCUCGACAUUAUACACUGUAGAAGCCUUAGAGAUGCUGUUGUUGCCCAUGGCAAAAGAUGGUAUUGA